AUGGCGGUGUCCUUACAGCUUCCACCUAUAUUCCUCUACCUUCAAUUUCCCAUCCUUUUCUUGAAUAACGCUGUUGCGCUUGCGCUGGGACCUGAGCGCCAGUUUCUGCGUGUGUCCAUCAGCCUACCCAUACUUGUUGUGUUCGUCGCGCAGUCACUAUACCGAGAAUGGGAUGUCGGCUGGGGUUACAAGUACGGGAUGGAAACGUUUGGGAUGUGUCUGGUUUAUUUCUACAUUGGCUGGAUUCUUCUAAAGAGCCCGGACAAAGAAGGAUGGUACAAGAUCCAGUAUGGCAAAGGAAACGAACAAGAGAAAGAUAAAGAUAAGAUGACGAACGGCAAGAUGAAUGGCAAUGGUGUACCAGCGAAAAAGAGAUAUCAACACGUACCAGGAGGUGCGGGUACAACUUUCUGGAGUCGAUUGUGGUGGGCUACGCGUCUUUCUUUUACAAACAGAUAUGUUGGUUGGAGUCAACAAGUCAAGGGUGUUGUCAUGGAAGUUCCAUCCGAUUAUCCUCGUCUUCGUUUCAUUGUCGAAAAACUUAUCCACGGUUUAAUCUACUGGGCAAUCUCUGAUAUCCUCACGGCAUACUCCGCCGCCUCCCCAUACGGCACCUUUGCCGACUUGCAGAGUUCAUCCGCAAAACCGUAUCAACCCUUCGCCCCAGAUGCCCCCUUUUGGGCAGUCCGAUUCUGGUACACGUGGGUGCACAUCCUAAUCACGUGGUCCACCCUCUCAAUCUGCUUCGCACUCAACAGUAUCCUUGCAGUCGCGCUCGGCUUCGCGAACCCGCGUGAUUGUCCUUCCGGCUUCGGUCAUGUCCGCGAUCUCUGGAGCGUACGACAGGCUUGGUCUGUAGUGUGGCACCAGCAAUUACGCUUCAUUUGUAGCGCCCCAGCUAUGUGGCUCGCUCGUGAUGUGUUUGGGUUUCCAAAGGGAAGUUUCGGGUCGAGAUAUGUGCAGCUUUUCGUGACGUUUACUAAUUCGGCGAUUAUUCAUUCUGCGGCGGCGAUGCUGGUGAAUCAGGCGUGGAGCGAUGAUGGUGGGUCUGUGUUCUUUAUGAGCCAGGCGGUGAUUAUCCUUGUCGAGGAUCAUCUUAUCGCUUUGGGGAAGAAGAUGGGGUUCAGAGAUAAUUUGAUGUGGCGGAUGGUGGGCUUAGUGUGGACUGUGAUCAUGAUUGGAUGGCCGGCUGAGUAUUGGAUCCGCAGACAAAUUAGUUAUGGCAUAUGGGUACAUGAAAGAUCGCCUGAUCUGUUGGGCAUCGGGCCUAAAUAA
Messenger RNA from Bipolaris sorokiniana ND90Pr, 1275 nucleotides. RefSeq lists its product as uncharacterized. The record is from RefSeq and is a predicted model, not a curated record. The coding region runs from base 1 to 1275 and encodes 424 amino acids. The transcript has 2 exons. Lineage: Eukaryota; Fungi; Ascomycota; Dothideomycetes; Pleosporales; Pleosporaceae.